This is a messenger RNA of Parasteatoda tepidariorum (common house spider), 2340 nucleotides long. NCBI's taxonomy places the organism in Eukaryota, Metazoa, Arthropoda, Arachnida, Araneae, Theridiidae. The record is from RefSeq and is a predicted model, not a curated record.
UUCGGUUUCGAUAUUGCAAGUAAAUAAAUAAAGAUGGGAAUUCCCUUUUCCAUUCACGUUCAUCAACAAAAAUUUAACGAUUGUAUAUUGAGUUACUUAAAGGUAUGGUUGAUUAGUUACUGUAAUUUAUUUUAACUACACUACAGUGUUUCGAUUAUUCUAGAUUUUUGAUCGUUAGUUAAAUUAGUUUUUUGAAAUUUAUUGUUCCAUCGUUAAUAUUACAAAGGUAUGGCUAAUUUCAACAGAAGAAAGAUUGAAACAUCUUUUGAAAAAUCAUCUGAAGAAUAUUUAAAUACAUUUAAAAAAUAUCCUGUUGGUUGUGAUGAAGAUAAGGAAAAAAUAUUUUGUUUUCCCUUCAUAUUAGAUAAAGAAACAAUAUUGUACAUUGAGAAUUAUGCUAAAAUAAUGUUCAUUAUCCGAGGUCCACCAAGCACUGGGAAAGCUUCAUUGAGUGAAAUGAUAACAGAAAGAUAUCCACAUGCUAUUUAUUGCUGUGCUGAUCGCUAUUUUACGAAUUCGUUUUCACGGUCGGAACGUACUCGAGAAAGUAUUAAGGAGUCGCAUGUAUAUUGUACCAAGAAAGCUGAAAAUGCUUGCAAAUCUAGCGCACAAACCAUAAUUGUGCAGAAUACUCAUAUGAGGAAGUGGGAAAUGCAACAGUAUCUAGAUUUCGCUGCCUUGUAUAACUACACUGUCAUAAUGGCUAUAACAUUAUACAGAUUUGACUGCACACCUAAGGCUCUUGCUGAAAAUAAUACCGAUGGUUUGGAUAUAAAGUAUUUUAUAAAUAGACUUAGACAAUGGGAAGAUGUUUUACCUUUGUUCACUGGUUGGUUUAUCUCGCCUGAUGACUCCUCACACAUUCUAAGUCACACUCUAAAAACCUUGGAAGCUUUACUGAAUGACGGAAAAUUUUGCAGAGUUUUCGAUGUCUAUGAUAUUGAUGGCAUUAAAGAUUACUUUAAACCGCGACAAGUAUUUUAUUGCCCUGCAGCUUUCUCAAAAAACCCAUAUUUUAUGAAAAAGUACUAUUUGUCGGAUCUGGUUCAAGCAUCUUAUGGAAAGUGUUUCCCUCUGUACAUCUAUGGAUAUAUGGUGACCACAAAUGGCAUUUUUGCCAUUGUGUAUUUCAGUACAAAUAUAACACAUCUGCUUCUAAAACCAAACUCUGGCGAAGAAGAUUCUCAAUCCAGCUUUGCAGAUAUGAUGAAUUCCCUCAAUAUCCAUCCCGAUCUUUCCGAAAAUUUUGCUUCUUUUCCCGAGAAAGUACCUGAAAAGACGACUGUUUGUUUUGAAGAUCAAGACAGCGCAAAAGAAUUGGAGUCUUCUAAGUGUUGCUUUAUAGAUUUGGCAAGAAAAGAGGCUUCAAAGUUUGAUAUUGAAACAGUUCAGCAAGAAUUUAACCAAUUAAUUAAUUUGAUAGUUGAUGCCAAUGGAAAUUUAAAUGCUGAUGAGUGCACUGAAAUUGGAAGUGGAAAUGACGAUAAAAUUUUUCGAUUGCCAAAUGAUAAAUGGUUUAUUAAACCAUCAAAAAUUAUGUGCUUGAAGAGCAUUUUUACAGGUUAUUAUGUUUAACUAUAUAUUUAUAUAUAUAAUACUUAAGAACUCUUAAUUUCUGCUUCAGUGUUAAAAGCUUUUGUUAUUACUUAAUUAUUUUCCUGGUGCUUUCAUACUUAUUGGUUUUUCAUUCCAAAAUUUUGGAUCGAAUAACAUUUUGAUUUAUUUUUUUAGUGCCAUUAUAUUUUCUAAAGUAUGAUAAAUUUUCUUUUAUAGUUUUAUGUAAUUACUAAGGUAGGAACCUUCUUGCUUGGUUCACCAAUCUAAACUAUUGUUUUGCAAUAAUUUUUUCCCUUGAUAAUAAACGUAUUUCCUUAUUAAAAUUAAAAAUUAUUUUAUUCACUUAAAUGCUCCGCUCUCCAACUUAAUGAUUUAUUCUCAUUCUUAAUUUUUUAGUGUCACUGUUUUUUUGUUUGUUUGAUUUUUUUUUCUAUUAUCCAAUUUUAUGGCUGUUUAUAUUAAAAUGAUAGCAACAGUUGUUACUGUAUCAUUUAAUUAUAAACAGCUUGUAUUACUACUGUGUGUAUUACUAUUUAUUACUUAUGACUUAUAAUACUUUUUAUACAAUGAUCAAUUUAUUACAUCCGACUCUUUUUUACUGUAUUGUACCCUGUUAUAUACUGCAUCCUGUAAUGUGAGUUGAUUUAUCAAUGUAUGCAUAAACUUUACCAAAUGUUAAUGUAUUUUUCAUUGAAUAUUUAGAUUAUAUUUCAUAUAACAUAUUCAUAAAGUAUCUAUUUUGUUGGAUUUUAAGAUUGUUAAUAAAAUUUGGACUGAACUGUU